AUGGCCGGGGGCGGCGGCGCGGAGCGGCCCGGGGCCGGGGGGCUCCUGCCGGCCGCGCUGCGCCAGCACCGCCGCAGGGAGAGCCGCGAGCGGCUGUCGGUGUGCAGCAAGUUGUGCUACGCCGUCGGCGGGGCUCCGUACCAGAUCACCGGCUGCGCCCUCGGCUUCUUCCUCCAGAUCUACCUCCUGGACGUGGCGCAGGUGGACGCUUUCUAUGCCUCCAUCAUCCUGUUCGCGGGACGAGCGUGGGAUGCCAUCACGGACCCCAUGGUGGGAUUCUUCAUCAGCAAAACCUCCUGGACCCGCUUCGGCCGCCUGAUGCCCUGGAUCAUGUUCUCCACCCCUUUCGCCAUCAUCUCCUACUUCCUCAUCUGGUUUGUGCCAGACAUCUCCACAGGACAAGUGAUGUGGUACCUUGUCUUCUACUGUGCCUUCCAGACCCUCGUGACGUGCUUCCAUGUGCCUUACUCAGCACUGACCAUGUUCAUCAGCAGGGAGCAGAGCGAGCGGGACUCUGCCACUGCCUACCGAAUGACUGUGGAGGUGCUGGGCACCGUGCUGGGCACUGCCAUCCAGGGCCAGAUCGUUGGCAAAGUGGACACUCCCUGCGUUGGGAGCCCUUUCUUCUUCGGCUUGACCAACUCCUCGGUGGCCAUGGAGGAGCUGAACAUGACCCACGACACCGGGUCUCUCACAGACACUAGGAACGCCUACAUGAUCGCUGCGGGGGUCAUCGGGGGGCUCUACAUCCUCUGUGCCCUCAUCCUGCUGCUGGGCGUGAAGGAGAGGAGAGAGGCCUCUGAGCUGCAGUCGGACGAGCCUGUCUCCUUCUUCCAGGGGCUGAAGCUGGUGAUGAACCACGGGCCCUACAUCAAGCUCAUCGCCGGCUUCCUCUUCACCUCGCUGGCCUUCAUGCUGCUGGAGGGAAACUUUGCCCUCUUCUGCACCUACACCCUGGGCUUCCGCAACGAGUUCCAGAACAUUCUCCUGGCCAUCAUGCUCUCGGCCACCUUGACCAUUCCCUUCUGGCAGUGGUUCCUGACCCGUUUUGGGAAGAAGACAGCUGUCUACGUGGGCAUUUCAUCUGCCAUCCCCUUCCUCAUCGCCGUGGUUGUCCUGGACAGUAACCUCUUUGUCACCUAUGUGGUGGCCGUCGCCGCCGGCAUCAGCGUGGCAGCCGCCUUCCUCCUGCCCUGGUCCAUGCUGCCAGAUGUCAUCGAUGACUUCAAGCUGCAGCACCCCAGCUCCCAUGGCCACGAGGCCAUCUUCUUCUCCUUCUAUGUCUUCUUCACCAAGUUCACUGCUGGGGUCUCCCUGGGCAUCUCCACGCUCAGCCUGGACUUCGCAGGGUACCAGACCCGGGGCUGCUCCCAGCCUGGCCAGGUGAACUUCACCCUGAAGAUGUUGGUGUCUGCUGUGCCCGUGGGGCUGAUCCUGCUGAGCCUGCUGCUCUUCAAGCUGUAUCCCAUCGACGAGGAGAAGCGGAGCAAAAACAAGAAAGCCCUGCAGGAUUUAAGGGAGGAGAGCAACAGCAGCUCGGAGUCGGACAACACAGAACUGGCCAGCAUCGUGUGAGCCGGGCUGGGUCUGGCUGCUCACCCUGGGGCUCGCCAGGGGCUCGUCCCCUCCGGGCUGGCCCAGCCUGGUGCCACUGCAGGUGCUGGAGGAGCCGUGUGGAGCAUCCACGGCCUCGAACUCGGGGUCUGUGCCCGUCCCGUGCCCUGCACGGGGCCCACAGAGCGCUGGUAGUGUACAUUACACACAUGGUGCUGCCCCACCAGGGACAAGCAUCUCCCUGCCGGGCUCUGGAGGGCAGGGAAGGCCGGCCUGGCAUGGUUUUGCCUGGAUCAGCUGUGCCCAGUGCCCUGCCUGGGGGUAAUGGUUAGUGUACAUUACACUGUCAGUGUGCCCGCGCCCAGGACGUGAGCUCACCUCUGCUGUUUCUACAGAGGGCACUAAUGUGGGACCUGUGCUUAUUUUACAGAGCCUAAUUAACUUAAUGAUGUAAAUAUAGAGCAGUUUCCUGUUUGUAUAUAUCUGUACAGAGCCCAAACCCGAGGACCUGAUAAUAUUAAUUUACAUAAAAGUGGGGGAAGUCGGCA
This is a messenger RNA of Lonchura striata (white-rumped munia), 2102 nucleotides long. The record is from RefSeq and is a predicted model, not a curated record. Lineage: Eukaryota; Metazoa; Chordata; Aves; Passeriformes; Estrildidae.